Phialemonium atrogriseum is the source of this 624-nucleotide messenger RNA. RefSeq lists its product as uncharacterized. The coding region runs from base 1 to 624 and encodes 207 amino acids. The record is from RefSeq and is a predicted model, not a curated record. Lineage: Eukaryota; Fungi; Ascomycota; Sordariomycetes; Cephalothecales; Cephalothecaceae. The transcript is spliced from 2 exons.
AUGGAGAUGGGCGGUCGCGUGCAGGACCCCAGCGGCAAGGAUCCCGCGGUUGUGUUGCCGCCAGGCAUUUGGUUACCCCCCACCUGCACGCAACGGCAGGACGAUGACAAUUUCAGCCUCGCACAAGCGUCUGUUACUCUCGAACUCGACUCUUCUGCAGGGUCUGAGCUCCGCGUAACAGACACCCAUUGUGGGAGUUCCCAGACAGGGAGGAGCACGAAGAGAUACCCUUGCCACUUUGAGACAUACCAUCGUAAUGGUCUGCACAGUUACUGCGGAGUCCCCGGACAGCAGAACCACCACGGGGGGUUCGACACUGUUGCUCGGGUGAAGUCUCAUCUCCUGGAUAGACACAAUCCCGAGGUGCAGUGCGAUAAUUGCGGGCAGUCUCACCCGGACUUGAGGAAGCAUGGGAAGGGCAAGUGCCAGCAGCGCAGCUACUGCCUCAUGACUAAGGAGCAGGCGGAAGCCAUUCGGAAAUUCAGAGUCAGGGAGUCGGCGUCGGACGUCCCAUGGUAUGAGGUCCUGAAGAUUCUCAUUCCCAAGAUGAAGCAUGUGUCGACCGAUAAGCUUCGUGCUAUGUUCCCGGCCGGUAUUGUUCCCAACAUCAACGUGACCCAUUAG